AUGACGAAUAAGAGGGAUGUCGCUCAUAAUUUCUUUUUCGAGUACAAUUGUGUUGGUAGUGAGUUGCAUACUAUUUUCUGGGUUGAUGAGGUAGCUCGAUUCAAAUAUUCAAAAUUUGGAGAUGUAAUAUCCUUUGAUGCUACAUUCCGAACCAACAGACAUUUCAUGGUUUUUGUUCUCUUCACUGUGGUUGACAACCAUAACUGCAAUGUCGUUGUUGGAUCGGCUUUGGGUGGACAUGAACAUGUUCCAAAUUACAAAUGGCUAUUGCAAGCAUUUCGGAAAGCACAUUCGAAGCCCCCUCUGAUGAUUCUUACCGACCAAUGUCCUGCAAUGAAGCAGGCGAUUGCAACCGUCUUUCCCGAUUCAAGACACAAGCUUUGUAUUUGGCACAUUAUGAAUAAAGUCCCCAACAAGUUUAGUUAUGAUCUUCUUAAUAACACCACGUUUAAGAAACAAUUUUUCAAGCUGGUAUGGAACAUUCACAUAUACCCUGAUGAGUUUGAGAGUAAAUGGAUGGUUCUUAUCGAGGAGUUCUCUCUUCAAGAUCAUCUGUGGUUGAAAGAUAUGUUUGUUCUAAGAUCCCAAUGGAUACCUGCAUAUUUUAAAGAGCUUCCAAUGUGUUGCCUCAUGAAGACAACGUCCAGUUUCUCCCCUAUCUUUCUGUCAGAUAAUUCAAUACAUGAAGCCCCUGUGAAUUCUUCAAUUGCCAAAGGUGGCACUUGGUCAAUCCAUAAAUUUGGUGGCACCUGUGUAGGAACUGCCCAAAGGAUCCAAAAUAUCGCCGACAUUGUUAUGGAAGACAGUUCCGAAAGAAAGAUGGUGGUUGUCUCUGCAAUGGCUAAAGUUACAAAUAUGAUGUAUGAUCUUAUUGAUAGAGCACAAUCAAGAGAUGAUUCAUAUGAAUUGGCACUUGAUGCAGUAUUUGAAAAGCAUAAGUUGACUGCAAUUGAUCUACUUGAUGGGGAUGAACUUGCGAGUUUCUUGUCUACUCUGAGUCUUGACAUCAAUAACCUUAAAGCAAUGCUGCGCACAAUAUAUAUAGCCAGACAUGCUACAGAAUCUUUUUCAGAUUUUGUUGUUGGAUACGGAGAGUUAUGGUCUACUCAGAUAUUGUCAUCUGUCCUCAGAAAGGGCGGAAUAGAUUGUAACUGGGUGGACACAAGAGACAUCCUCAUUGUCACACCUGCUGGUUCUAAUCAAGUUGAUCCCGAUUAUGCGGAGUCAGAGAAAAGACUCAAGAACUGGCUCCUUCAAAAUCCUUCUAAGGCAAUUGUUGCUACUGGUUUUAUAGCUAGCACCCCUCAAAAUAUACCUACAACUUUAAAGAAAGAUGGAAGCGACUUCUCUGCUGCUAUCAUGGGCGCUCUAUUCAGGGCGCAGCAAGUGACAAUUUGGACAGAUGUUGACGGUGUGUAUAGUGCAGAUCCUAGAAAAGUUAGUGAGGCUGUCAUACUGAAUACCUUAUCUUAUCAAGAGGCAUGGGAAAUGUCAUAUUUUGGUGCAAAUGUUUUACAUCCUCGAACCAUCAUUCCAGUCAUGCGGUAUGACAUUCCCAUUGUCAUAAGAAAUGUUUUCAACCUCUUUGCACCUGGAACAAAGAUUUGCAGGCUACCUGUCAGUGAAAAAGAAGAGAAACAGAAAUUGGAAACUUAUGUAAAAGGCUUUGCAACCAUAGACAACGUGGCCCUUGUAAAUGUUGAGGGAACUGGAAUGGCUGGUGUUCCGGGUACAGCAAGUGCCAUUUUUGGUGUUGUAAAAGAUGUUGGAGCUAAUGUCAUCAUGAUUUUUCAGGCUAGCAGUGAACAUUCUGUGUGCUUUGAUGUACCUGAUAAGGAAGUGAAAGCAGUUGCGAAGGCGUUAGAAACUAGAUUUGGUCAAGCUUUGGGUGCUGGACGUCUUUCUCAGGUUGCAGUGAUUCCAAACUAUAGCAUUCUUGCAGCAGUUGGCCAGAAAAUGGCGAGUACUCCAGGUGUUAGUGCAACACUAUUUAGUGAUCUUGCAAUGGCUAAUAUUAAUGUCCGAGCUAUAGCACAGGGCUUCUCUGAGUACAACAUCACUGUAGUUGUGAAAAGGGAAGAUUGUAUAAGAGCUCUAAGAGCAGUCCAUUCAAGAUUCUAUCUUUCGAAAACAUCAGUAGCAGUGGGUGUCAUUGGGCCUGGGCUGAUUGGUGCCACUUUACUUAAUCAGCUUAGGGAUCAGGCAGCAGUCCUCAAGGAAAAGUCUAAAACUGAUUUGCGUGUCAUGGGUAUCCUUGGAUCAAGGAAAAUGCUUCUGAGCGACAUGGGCAUCGACCUUUCUAAAUGGAAAGAACUCCAGAAAGAGAAAGGAGAAAAAGCUGAUCUGGAAAAGUUCGUUCGACAUGUGCAUGGGAAUCAUUUUAUUCCUAAUACAGUAUUAGUAGACUGUACGGCAAGUACUGAUGUUGCAGAACACUACCAUGACUGGUUGCGCACAGGAAUUCAUGUGAUCACCCCAAAUAAGCAGGCAAAUUCUGGACCACUUGAUAAGUAUUUGAAGUUGCGAACUCUUCAAAGGCAAUCGUUCACUCAUUAUUUCUAUGAAGCUACUGUUGGAGCUGGUCUCCCAAUCAUGCACACUUUACGAGAUCUCCUUCAAACUGGGGAUAAGAUUAUACGCAUUGAAGGAAUUUUCAGGUCAAUCAAUCAAACCUUUUAUUUAUUUUCAGGUCAAUCAAUCAAACCAGGUUGUUGUUGCAUUGAAUUCCCCUAGAGAGUUCAGGAAAAAUCCUUGUAGCAACGGCAAUCUUCUUUACUGCAUAAAGAGAGUAAAACAUAAUGGCAUGCUCCAAUUUCAUGCUCACCAUGUUUUUCCUAUAUUUUGAUUGCAGUGAUUUUUAUGCCUUAAAGA
Cynara cardunculus var. scolymus (artichoke) is the source of this 2871-nucleotide messenger RNA. RefSeq names its product bifunctional aspartokinase/homoserine dehydrogenase, chloroplastic-like. Gene Ontology annotation, molecular function: NADP binding; homoserine dehydrogenase activity; aspartate kinase activity. Gene Ontology annotation, biological process: L-homoserine biosynthetic process; aspartate family amino acid biosynthetic process. The record is from RefSeq and is a predicted model, not a curated record. The transcript is spliced from 15 exons. Lineage: Eukaryota; Viridiplantae; Streptophyta; Magnoliopsida; Asterales; Asteraceae. Bases 1 to 2733 code for a protein of 910 amino acids.